AUGUGUGAGCAGAUGGUAACGUAUUUCAAGGAUCAGUUACCAAAGAAAGACGCCGCUGAGGUGAGAUGGUCACACGGAGUGAACAGCAGGGGCAAACUGAACGUGGCUAUUCAAGGGCCUACACAUAUGAUUGAGGCUGACAUCAUCGUAAGAGGUCAUGACCCCAAGGAGCCAAUCAUGGGCCACCCACCUGACACUGACAGUGACAUCACACUGAAAGAGUGGCUUGAAGUUGUGAAGAUGCAUGACAAGGGAAUCAAACUAGAUUUCAAGAGCCUGGAGGCUUUGUCUCUUUCUGUGGCCUUAUUGCAAGAAGCGCUGGCUCAGAUGACCAUUCCGGUGUGGAUCAACGCUGAUGUCCUUACAGGACCUGGAAAUCGGGGAGCACCACUGGACCCACAAGCUUUCCUGGCUGCUGUCAGGACUCUUCCCACUAAUGUUGUUCUUUCCCUCGGUUGGACAACGCAGUGGACUGCAGGGACUGAUAACCCAGGUUACAGUUGGGAAAUGGUGCACGAGAUGGAGGACAUAUGUCGAGGGCUGGAACAUCUUAUCACCUUCCCAGUACGGGCGGCCCUUUUGGCCCAGUCUGUCUCUGAGCUCACAUGGCUGCUGCAACAGUCAGACAGGUAUUCUCUAACAGUAUGGACCGGCAAGAAUGACAAAUUCCAAGUACAGGACCUGCUGCCUUACAGAACAUGUAUUGAUAUCACCAGGAUCUGCUAUGACUUACCAGAAGCGCAAAGGUCAAUGCUGACAAAAGAUUUUAAAAAAUGA
Messenger RNA from Nerophis lumbriciformis (worm pipefish), 777 nucleotides. The record is from RefSeq and is a predicted model, not a curated record. NCBI's taxonomy places the organism in Eukaryota, Metazoa, Chordata, Actinopteri, Syngnathiformes, Syngnathidae.